CAACACCAGUCUUUGCUACAGAACACGGGUUGUUUUUUGUUUUCGUUUUAGCUUCACGCUGCAGAUGAAAGGUGCAAUUCUGUUAUGCGUUUAACGAAACUCAUUGUGUAUUUUUGAUCUCGGAAACCAUAAAGUACGACGAGAAUUCAGCUUACUGAAAAAAGUGUUGAGCUAUUAUAUCUGAGUUCGAUAAGCCAGGUCUGAACGAGUUGCUGGACGCGCAGUGGUGUGUUGACAGUCAUGGAGGUGCAGACGAGCGGGUUAGUUCAAAUUUCCUUCAGACAACUUUAGCAAUUUUACUCAACACACACAAUGGCGUCUGUUAUGCCUACUUUCCUGUCAAGAUGACUUUUUUGAAACACCGCCAAUGCGCGCAGAUUUUUCUACACUAAUUGAGCAUUGUAAUUGAAGGAGGAUCCUACGUUGGAGAGGCACUUUAAGGGACACAAAGAUGCUGUCACUUGUGCAGACUUCAAUCCCAACCGCAAACAACUGGCCUCAGGGUCAUUAGAUAAAAACUUGAUGAUAUGGAAUUUUGCUCCCAAGGCGAGGGCCUUUCAAUUUGUUGGGCACCAGGAUGUCAUCACUGGGGUGCAAUUCUCUCCAUCUGGCAAUCUGGUGGCUUCUUCCUCCAAGGACAGAACAGUCAGACUGUGGACACCUUCAAUGAAAGGCGAGUCAACAGUGUUCAAAGCCCACACAGCUGCUGUACGCAGUGUUGCCUUCUCCCAUGAUGGCCAGAGACUGGUGACAGCAUCAGAUGACAAGUCUGUUAAAGUGUGGAGUGUUCACCGGCAGUGCUUCAUCUACUCCCUCAAUCAGCACACUAAUUGGGUGCGCUGUGCUAGAUUUUCUCCAGAUGGCAGAAUCAUAGCUUCCUGUGGGGAUGACCGGACUGUCCGGCUUUGGGACACAUCUACCAAACACUGCAUCAACUGUUUGACUGACUGUGGAGGAUCAGCAACAUUUGUUGAUUUCAACUCCAGUGGUACCUGUAUUGCGUCAUCAGGAGCUGACAGUACAUUGAAAAUCUGGGAUCUACGAACCAACAAGCUUAUUCAGCAUUAUCGUGUUCAUAGUGCAGGAAUCAAUAGUUUUUCCUUCCACCCAUCCAACAACUAUGUGAUAAGUGGUUCGAAUGAUGGCACUAUUAAGAUACUGGACCUGUUGGAAGGCCGUCUGAUCUACACUCUUCAUGGGCACAAGGGUGCUGUGAUCACUGUGGCCUUUUCCAGGGCUGGAGAUCUCUUUGUCUCUGGAGGAGCUGACAGUCAGGUGCUGCUGUGGAAGACUAACUUUGACAGCAGGUCAUAUCAGGAUGUCUUACUUCAACACAGCCGGAGGUCGACACCAGAUCCCCCACCCCACCUGUCCGACAUUCAUCCCAGGGGACCCCACCUUCAUCACCCACAGCCUACAGCCAUUCAGGUCAGUCCAGCGGUUAAAGACACCCGAUCAGCUGAGCCACAUGUCAUACAGCUGGGACAGUCUGUCCAUGGCAACACGCUCUUAAACAGUUGGCCCCGCUUGACACCCAUGCAGUCUGCUGCUGCUAACAGUCACCACUAUAACGGUUUGCCAGCGUGUCAUGUUGCCAAUUCAAGACUGGACGGAUGGAUCGAGGGUGGGAGUGCAAGUAGGGCAGAAUCGACUGCUGAGAAUGAAACGAGGGCUGACAGAAAAGAAGGAAAAGGAAGACGAGAGGAAGAAGCAGAGAUGGUGCAGACACACCCACUGGAAGUUCUCUCUGGUCAUCCAUCAAGUGUGAGCUCUACCCUGCGGCACAUUGUUCAACAGCUGGAUAUUCUCACACAGACUGUUUCAGUGCUGGAAGAGCGUCUCACCCUGACUGAGGACAAGUUGAAGGAGUGUCUAAGCCAUCAGUCUCAGAUUCUGAAAGACCUGCGAGCAUCUAGAACGAGGCGGAGGACAGAGAGCGAAGGGACAGAUGAAUCUCCUGUUCAUUCCACUUGAGGACAACUUUGCCUCAGACGGCAACACAAAGACAUGAAGUGUGUUGUUCUGCUAAGCCCCCAGACUGCCAGAUGUGUAUGUGUGUGUCAAUUUAAAUGCCCUCCAUGGUGGUCUUUCUCAUAGGUCGAUGGGUCAGUCAGGAUUGGUCAGUGGUUGCAGUGAAUUUGUGUGUCUGCGUGCUUGUGCGUGUGUAGUACCAACAUAGUUUUUCCAUGCCUUUCGGUACUUCUUAAAGACAUCCAGCUGCACAGCUAAGCGUUCCAUUUAUGUAUGUACGUGUGUGUGUUUGUUUAUGUGGAUUGCACAUUCAAAGAGCUGCAGCUAUAUUUAAAAAAACAAAGAGUCCUUGUCUGCUAUAUGACCUCUGCCUGUGUGUGUUUACUUGUUCAUUUGCAGGUGUUUUUAGCAGUUCACUGCUUCAAGAAUAACAUCUCUUUUGAUUGUAAAUGCUAUGCUUUGCCAUUUUAAAUCCCAAGCUGUGUGCAUUUUUCCUAAAAUACAUGUAAUAUAAAUGUAAUUUUUAUGAAUAAAUAGCUAAUUGGUUAUUACUUACUGUAUCCAGACAAAAGGAGACAGCCUUGUACUGAGAGAACCUCAAAAUGGUCAAAAAUGAAAACUCAGAUGACCAAAAUAUGACAUGUGCUCAAUUUUGAGUUAAACCUCCACUCAAAUAUCCAGCAGUUGGGAUUUGUGUUAAACCGUUUUCCGUAGGCAAAUAAGUCUAUAAAUGUUUAGAUGCGCAUUUUAAAUGUGUCAAAGAAACUGAUUGUUUCACUUUCACGUUUUCAUCAUGAAAUGAAGGUGCACUUGAUAUGUAUCUAUGGAUGAUACAUUUGUGCUGAUUCUUUACUGUCUUAGCGCAGCAAGUCCUCAAAUGCAUGGUGCAUUCAAUUGUUAGUGGAAAGCUGGGAUAUUUGGCCUAUUGGUGGAUUAAUGUAUAAUUUCACAGGACAUCUUUAACAGCUUGACUAAAAUAUAUAUUUACCAGCUAUAGACUAUACAGUCAUACUA
Molecule: messenger RNA, 2985 nt
Organism: Oreochromis niloticus (Nile tilapia)
Lineage: Eukaryota; Metazoa; Chordata; Actinopteri; Cichliformes; Cichlidae
Gene: poc1b
Product: POC1 centriolar protein B
Exons: 12
Coding region: 523-1974 (483 amino acids)
Biological process (GO): cilium assembly
Cellular component (GO): ciliary basal body; centriole
Molecular function (GO): protein binding
Source: RefSeq, a predicted model, not a curated record